Molecule: messenger RNA, 2018 nt
Organism: Spodoptera litura
Lineage: Eukaryota; Metazoa; Arthropoda; Insecta; Lepidoptera; Noctuidae
Gene: Snup
Product: snurportin-1
Biological process (GO): snRNA import into nucleus
Cellular component (GO): nucleus; cytoplasm
Source: RefSeq, a predicted model, not a curated record
CCGUAACUGUCAGUUUUGACUUGACAGUUGUACAUGUGUUUAUUUUAAUUUGAUGUGAAUAUUGUGUUAUCAAUGAAUUAAUUUCUGAUUUAUGUGACAAAACAAAUAAGUUUGUUAUUUUCGAAAGCGUUAUAUUGCUAUAAAUUAUAUCACUUCGAAUAUUUAUUAGAGACAUCUUCCGUGUCCAUCUUGGUCGUUUAAAUCUUUCAAUUCUUCACUGAAAAUCAAAUAGACACGCAAUUAUGGACGAAGUAUUAGAUCAAUUAAAUAAAACUAGUUUUAUUGACCUGUACAAGCAAAAAGGGGACAAUCAAGAACAGAGGAGAAAAGAUCUUCUUGAUGCUCAGAAAUCGCUGCGGAACAAUUUAGUGGACACAUGUAGAGGAAUAUUGGCAUUAGUAGAUGCAGCAGAAAACAAUGACUGCUUUCAAGAAAAAAAGGCUUUGUAUAAACCAAAGAUCUUUGUAGCUGGUUUCACGCGGUGUGCGUACAGCAAUGUUCUAAUGUUGUCCGAGUGGAUGGUUGAACAACCAGAAGAUUUCCACGAAAAUUGGUAUGUAGUACCAUGUCCGAAAGGAGUUAGGACACUUGUUGUGGCUAAUAGAGGUACAACAAAACUAUAUUCGAAGUAUGGUCAGUUUAGGGGUGAAUACAAAACAGCAUUGCCUGGUGGUUCUGGAGCAUUAAAGAACCGAUGCUGUAUCCUGGACUGUUUUCAGCCUGAAAACUCAAAUAUUAUGUAUGUUUUGGACCUACUGGCUUGGAAUACUCAGCCAAUGACUGACGGAGAGACGGAAUUUAGACAUUUUUGGAUGGAAAGCCACUUCCGUGACAUACCGGAAUUAGAGAGGAUAUCUAAGAAAAAUAAAUUAAUAUUCAAAAUAUUACCAAAAGUAUUGUGCACUCGGGAGAAUUUUAAUGAAUUCAUGAUGAAAGCACCACACUUUCCAAACUUCAACCCACCACUGGAUGGUCUGCUGUUCUACCAUAAGCUUGCUCAUUAUUACUCCGGAGAAACACCACUGGUCGGCUGGAUCUACCCUUAUAUGGUGCCAGAAGUUUUUGGAAAAGAUAUACAGAUAAAUCCAGUCUACAACUUGGAGAAACCUGUUAACUACGUGAACCAAGCGGAGUUCAUAGCUCGUUUUAAUGAGACGUAUAGAAAAAGGACAAAGAAAUUUCGAAAUUCUGAACUACCAAUGGAAACUGCGCCUUCUUUACCGUCUGGUGAGAAGGAAAAUGACAAUACAAACUCUGAACCCCAACCAAUGGACCAAUUAGCCCCAACAGAAAAGAGUGCAUCUGAAUGUGAAUCUAAUAUGGAGUAAGAAUAAGAACCAAAAAGGUUUGUGUUAAGUUUAUUGAAAUGUGUUUUAAGCUAUUCUUUAGAUUUUCCUAAAGGAGUCUCGAGUGUUAAGUAGAUGUACUAGUCUUUAAGUAUAUGAUGUGUCUUGUGAGGAACUGUUAGGGGCGAAUUUACUGUGUGGUUUUUUGAACGAUGACAUAAUGGUGUUUUAAAAAUAUCAUUAAACUAGCUUCUGCACGCGAUUUCGCCCGCGUUCUCGUGGGAUGAACAAGUAGUCUAUGUUUUAUACCGGACCAUAUUCCAAUCCCUGUUCCAAAUUUCAACACGAUUCCUUUAGCUGUUUUGACUUAAUUAAGUUACAAGCUCACACACAAACUUUCGUAUUUAUAAUAUUAGUAAGAUGUCCUAUUUUUUUUUUUUUUUGAAGAACUCUACCUAGGCUGAUAGACUGAUACCAGCUGGCAAUUAUUAUAAUAUGUUUAGUAUAUUUUGGUUUAAAGAUCUUUGAUACCAAAUAGAAGUCUCUAUUAUAUCUUAAGACGAGGCACAAAACAUUAGCCAUGGAGAUCUAAAACGACACUAGCGCCACCAGGCUAUAUGUCCAAAAAAAGUUUUUCAUAAUAGUUCUUGUUUAUUACACUGAAUUGUUUAUUUAUGUACACACAUACAACACAAAGGACAACACAUACAUAAAAACAAAGUACAUAGGUCC